AUGCGGAAAUCGGAGGCCAGAGGCAAACCGAGCAGUGAGCGUCUUGAGAGCCCCAAAACGUCGGAACUACCCACAGGAACCUUGAGCACUUACGCUCAGGUCGCUUCAAGUCAAGAAACGAGUAAACCGCAGGGAGAGUUCUUGGCAAACAGUUUUUCCGAAGACAUGGAAGGCAGAAGCAGUAUCCACAUCGUUACCAAAGCCGCUACCUGUGAUCAACCCCAAGGUACCUUGGGGUGUAAAGCGGCCCAAGCCACACCGCGGGUCCAAACCUUGAGCGGGUAG
Molecule: messenger RNA, 285 nt
Organism: Echinostoma caproni
Lineage: Eukaryota; Metazoa; Platyhelminthes; Trematoda; Plagiorchiida; Echinostomatidae
Source: the annotation of a GenBank genome assembly